Punica granatum (pomegranate) is the source of this 795-nucleotide messenger RNA. The record is from RefSeq and is a predicted model, not a curated record. Lineage: Eukaryota; Viridiplantae; Streptophyta; Magnoliopsida; Myrtales; Lythraceae.
AUGGCAGCAAAAGCAAAACAAAUGGACAUAAUAGUUGGCUCCAUAGCCAUAUUCACCUUUCUCCUCUCCCUUCCAAUUCUCGCUUCAGUGAUAUGGCUAUUGUACAUGCGCGACUAUGAUUGCGAGGAACUCCUGAGGCUUCCGAAGGUUCAGGUUGGGAUUGGGAUUGCCUUAAUAUGUGCAUUCCUUAUAAGCAAUGCUGCUGUGCUCCUGAGGUCACGAAUCCCCGCACUAGGAUUCCUUCUAGCAAUGGUCAUGUUGAUCAUGAUGUUCACAGCGGGUCUUGCCCUUUUAGGAGUUUACAAGAUGGCAAGCCGAAAGGUGUUAGCUUCACCGGCAUGGCUCAGAGCGAAAGUCUACGAUGAUCGUCAUUGGAAUAACAUUAAAUCAUGCAUUUAUGACACAGGAGCAUGUAAUGAUCUCAUAAAAAGAAUGUCAACCGUGAAGUCAUAUGACUUCAAUAUGAAAAAACUAUCCUCCAUAGAGUCGGGAUGUUGCCGACCUCCAGCAAUAUGUGACAUGGACUAUGUGAAUGCCACAUUUUGGAGAAGGAAAUCAAACAUCGAGCUUCCCGUCAAUAAUUCUCAAAUUGUGCACAAUGACGAUUGCGAUGCUUGGCGGAAUGACAUGGAAUUGAUGUGCUAUAACUGCGACUCUUGUCGAGAAGGGUUCUUGAGUGCAUUGGAAACCAAGUGGUGGAAACUUGGUUUGUUCCUCGUCCUUAUGUCGCUUCUCCUCACUGUUUCUCACCUACUGUUGUUUCUUGCUUCUAUGUGGCAGCGCGUUGCAGGAUAA